AUGCCACCGCCUGCACCACUCCCCAACAUCGACUGGGCCCGCCUGGGCCUGACGGUUGCCGAUAUCGUCAACGGCCAUGUAGAAACCACCUGGUCUUCCGAAAGGAAUACCUGGACGGCGCCAACCUUUGUCAAGGACCCCUAUCUGCGCGUGCACGGCCUGUCCCCCGCGCUCAACUACGGCAUGCAAGCCUACGAAGGCCUCAAAGCCAGCCGCAGCCCAGACGACACCAUCACCAUCUUCCGCCCAACCUUUCACCACCGGCGUCUGGUGCAGUCAAGCGCAGCCGUCUGCCUGCCCGCAGUCCCCGAAGACGUCUUCCUCAGCAGCAUCUCCCUGGCUGUCCGUGGCAACGCGGAAUUCGUCGGCCCCGGCGACUCUGCGGCCGUCCUCUAUCUCCGACCUGUAAUCUUUGCUUCCGCGCCCCAGUUGGCAUUGGAGCCGUCCCCGACGUGUACGUUGGCCAUAUACGCGCAGCCGGCGACGACAUACCACGGCGUGCGGCCGGUGCCGUGCCUCGUUCUCGACAAUUUCGACCGGGCGGCCACGCGCGGCACCGGCUACGCCAAGAUUGGCGGCAACUAUGCGCCCGUCAUCAAGUACAGCCAGGAGGCGAAGCAAAAGGGCUUCCCUAUCACGCUGCAUCUGGACAGCAAGACACAGGGCGAGAUUGAAGAAUUCAGCACAAGCGGGUUCGUGGGUGUCUUGAAGGGGGGUGAUGACCAGGAGCGCCCCCGGGCCACGCUCGUGGUCCCAAACAGCACACAAAUCAUCGACAGCGUAACCAGCGACAGCGUUUUGGUCAUUGCCGAGGAAUUGGGCUACACGGUGGAGCGGAGGGUAGUCAAAUACUCGGAGCUCGGGCAGUUUGACGAGGUUCUUGCGUUGGGAACUGCCGCCGGCGUUCUUCCCAUUUCUGCGAUUGUGAGGGAGAGCACGAGCGACAGGUUCGAAUAUUGCCCAAGCGGUGAUGCUGGCCCUGUAGCGGUCGAGCUAGCCGGUGCGUUGACGGCCAUGCUUAAAGGUCGGGCAGAGGAUAAGAAUGACUGGCGAUACGAAGUCGUCUUCGCGGACUAG
Molecule: messenger RNA, 1077 nt
Organism: Metarhizium brunneum ARSEF 3297
Lineage: Eukaryota; Fungi; Ascomycota; Sordariomycetes; Hypocreales; Clavicipitaceae
Product: Aminotransferase atnJ
Biological process (GO): branched-chain amino acid metabolic process
Molecular function (GO): branched-chain-amino-acid:2-oxoglutarate transaminase activity
Source: RefSeq, a predicted model, not a curated record